AUGCCUGGCAUCGUCAUGGAUGACCCAAGCGCCCAUGGAGGAUGGCGCACCGCAGGGACGGUGAACGGAGAUAACGCGGCUUCAGAUAACGGCACCUUUCACCAUACGGAUAACAACUCCCAUGCAAAUGGCCGAGCGAACGGCAUAAAACCUCAAUCAUCCGAUUUAAUUGCGGCUCCAGAACUCCCCCCUCCGGAAAUAGCCCAUAUCACUCAAGGGUUCUUCCCACUUGCCAAGGGUAUCAACAGGGUGGUUGUUCAGUGUUGGAACGAUCUACUCCAGCUUCUCAGCGAGCUCGGAGAUGCCCAUCCCAACGCGCAAGGCGGGAGUAGCGCGUCCAACGCCUCUAACGCCAAAAAGAGUCAGAUACUUGAAUUUGCUCAGGCAAAGCGAGCCGAGUUCAUCAAACUACUCGUUCUCUCCCAAUGGGGCAGGCAAGCAGUUGAUGUUGGCAGAUUGAUCGAUUUGCAGUUUUUUAUCCGCCAACGUUAUGAUUUAUACAACUAUACACUCUUCCUUGCAGGAAAUAUAAAGCGAGAUCUCUUCAAGGCGCAGAUGGGAAACCCAGACUUAGAAACUGCAUUAGAAGCGCUUUCGACCGGAGCUGUCUCUGCCCUUCCAGCACUCCCCUUUUUGCCUCCAGGAAAAUUGUCACCCAAAGAUACCCUGAAAACACUUCGAAAAAUCAAUAAAUUAAUAAGCAUCCGACUCAUCACCCAUGAUUCUAUUCCGGAUUACGCUACAUACCAUAUUCAUGAUGGAAGGGUCACAUUCACAAUUCCAAAUGAAAUCGAGCUAGAUCUGUCAAUAGCCCAGGAAACGCGAAACUCUCAGUUCUUCUUUGUUGAUCUCCGGUUCAUAUUCUCACCGUCAUCUGCCCUUUCUAAGGGUCCGGUUCGUGACAGUCUAGAGCGAACUAUCAAUACAGCUCUCAUGAAGUCGGGGAUCGUUGGCUGCUGCGACCUCCUGCACAACCUUGUUCUGAGCCAAAAGAUCAUGACAUAUUUUAGACAGGCCAUUGAAUUAGCCCGAUCCCACUGGGGUAACAAUCUACGAAUAGAGUUGCUCCAUCGCACUCUUGUUAUCCAGUACUGGACCAAUCGACCUGGGCCAAAAAGCUGGAUUGAAAUCGGAACCAGGCGAAAUAAGCCACAACGCCGAAACCGGGCAAACCAACCAGAUAUACCCCGUUUAUAUGUUCGCUGGAUCCGAGAUAACAAAGAGGUUUCCGUUACAAGCAAACAACUCGAUGGCAACAUAAUAUCAGUUGAAUCUAUAUUGCGAAGGACUAUAUCAAAACAUAUCCACGACAUUUUCUUCGAAGUCUACACCAACCUUGCUGCUUCGAAAUUAUAUGGCCAGGGAGCACUCUUCCUGGGGCUAAACACAUCUGCAACGGAACCUGGAAACUGUUAUCUAGAUGUCCACCUCACCCGCAGGAAAACUUUGAGGCUAGCUAUCGAGCCCAUAGGUGGAAUAGUUGCUCUACAGACAGUCCCACUAUCAUUGAACCGACAUGAUGUUGAACCUGAUUCCAGCAAAGGAUUAUCAGUGGGAACAUACGAACGAAUCUGCCGUCUCAGGUGUCUGGUCGCUAUGGAGGAAGCCGAAGGCCAUGGACGUGUGUUUGGCUGGAAGCUGAUCGCCCCUGCAAAUGUCGAUAUGCAAUCACUGCGCAAAGUACUUCCUGUUAAUGAGAUUCGAAACAUCUCUCUUUUCCAACACAAAGACUGGGACCCUAAUUGGCUUGUUGGCUUUACAAGCAGCAUAGAGAGGGACGACUGGUGGGUAAUCCGAUUGCAGAAUAGAGCCGAACCCCAGAUCCGGUCUCCUGGUGAUGGCCGCCUCAUACAGUUACAGCAAGCCCAUGCCGUUACAGGGCAGUGCGGAUAUGCGUCCAACAAACAUCGUUAUCGUUCUUUUGCGAAACUUGCCAACGCCAUAUCGGGUAUGGUUGUGGCUCAUUCAAACGCAGACUGCCUCGACACACUAAAACUUCAACAUUCCCCGAAGAUUGAGAAUCUAGUGUUGGGAGCUGACAACGAGGUCCCAGAGACCAGCGUGCGCUUCCAAGCAUCUGAUCUUCCAGGCCAGCUGAGAGUGACCUCACCCUUAUCCAGCAGAGGCAAGACUAUCAUCAGGGACACUGUUUACCUUGCGUACGAAGGAAUCAAUCACCGAACCCGUGAAGCAAUAGUGGUGGCUACCGGAUGCUUUGCAGUUCCCGUUUCACACCUUAGAAUGGCCAGAUUAGCUUCCGAUUCAAACAUCACCUUCAAGCCUCGAUCUCGGAAAUUUUCAAUUCGCUUUCUUACACGCACUGGUGUGCCUAUUAUUACACAGGUCUUCUCCUGGCUGCAACAGCUCACCAACACCGUUCUGGCCCUGGAGUACAUAUACCGCAAGAAGUUCGUAGUUACUUCGAUAUCGUCCUCAAAAAUCAGUUUUACAUACCCUUCCUCCAACGGUGACCUACGGGCCUCCAUAUCCUUCCAGUACAUCGACACGCCUACGCCUUUACUUUUAUCUGGCAGCCCGCAACCUACGGCCAAAGAUGAUGGUAAACCUUUAGCUCGGCUUCGGAUGUCACUGAAUCUCCAUGGUAAAAACCCGCAUCGACGCAUCAUGGAAUCGUUAACAGCCAUACUCAACGACCCUUCAGCUGGCCUGGGCUUCACGUUGGAAUUUCUUACCCUCACGCUACCUCUCCUGGAGGCGGUUGAGACGAUUCUUGCUGAAUCAAGCGAUCGGUCCCGCGCUGUAGUCAGGAUAGCGGCCCGGUCUGCGAAAGUGUACCAUAUCUCAUACCCGUUCCUCCAAUACCGAUUCCACCUGACAAUGAAACAACGCCGACAGAGCACUUACUGGCUUCUCCGGAACGGCACGAUGCCUAGCGUCCGCAUGAGCCAGGUAGCACUAGAAAGCGAGCUGACGAAUAAAAUACUCAAGGUCAACGGGGAUGGCUGGCGUGGGCUCGGGGAUGGAACCAUGGCGGAAGCAGACAAGCCAGUUAACCUGGUCAUGGUACUCGACAACAUUAUCAAGACACAUGUUGCACAACAACGUACGCAGCCGGAAGCGAAUGGCGCCGGCAGAGCGAUAAUGGUGGACAAGACUAAGCGGGAGGAAGGGAGCCAGAACAGUUCCAUCCCUGCAGCGUUGAGUAACAACAGCGACGGCACCAGCCAGCCUGCAGUAGCAGCGAUGAGCACUGCAGGAGCAGCCGCCCCGAAUAGCGAAUCAGACAGCAGCAAGCAAGCCAACAACGGCAGCAUAAUCACCAUUGACUGA
Messenger RNA from Nannizzia gypsea CBS 118893, 3291 nucleotides. RefSeq names its product RNA polymerase II transcription subunit 14 mediator. Gene Ontology annotation, biological process: regulation of transcription by RNA polymerase II. NCBI's taxonomy places the organism in Eukaryota, Fungi, Ascomycota, Eurotiomycetes, Onygenales, Arthrodermataceae. Gene Ontology annotation, molecular function: transcription coregulator activity. The record is from RefSeq and is a predicted model, not a curated record. The transcript is spliced from 2 exons. The coding region runs from base 1 to 3291 and encodes 1096 amino acids. Gene Ontology annotation, cellular component: mediator complex; core mediator complex.